GUUAACAGUUACUCAAGGUACAGUCAGAAGAGAUGGGUCUUCAAACCAUGGUAGAAAAUGGGCAGUGACUGUGUGGUUCGUAGAAGAAUGGGGCAUUUAUUCCAUCCUUGGCGAGCUAGGAUGGAGAAGCUCAGUGAUCGGUAUGGACAUAAACCGUUCACCCGGAUGGCAGAAGUGCAAGUGUCCCCGCUGCAGCUGAGCAGAGUGGUCGAGCUGGCGUGUAGGGCUGAAUUAUGUCCUGUAGGUGGGAAGGGGCUGUUCUGUUGGCUGCAGUGUAGGUCAGAGUCAGGAAUUUGAACUUUUGAACGAUUCUGUAAUGCUAGGAAGUACGCGUCAAAACAAACUACAUGUUCUUCGUUAAUGUAACUCCAAGCUGCUUACUUCCUCAGUGUAAUAACUAGGCUAUGAUUGUUUCAGGGCAAGAUGCUAGCUUGCGAAUCUCAUACAAAUUCUAGCUUCAUAAGCACUUUUACCGUAGCUAACAAUUGCUCCACACACACCAAGGUUAAUGUCAACAUUGACUCCUUCCAAUCAGCUGGUAUCACAUAUUUGGGCUGUUUGGCUUUGCUGCUUCCUGUUUGUGGUUGAAACAGCGAGGAGUUCGAAAAACUUAGUUACAGGCUAAUAUCGUGCUUUCAAGUGUGUAUCGACUAUCUUGGGCUUUUGUGUUUAACCAAAACCUAAGUAAGCAUCAUAUACUACUUUCCCCGGAUUACUCGCCAAAGUAAAUUGUAAAUCGAACGAAGCGAACAACUAAAGAAAAUACGGACAUGGCUGACUCUGGGGUCGAGAUGUCACCCCACCCACCGAAAGAACCGUUGAUGGGAACCAACCCUCCGAUUGAACUGUGGGUGGGAUUCGUGAACGACGUGCCCUUGGUGGGCACUUCCGCCGACAUGGUGGACGGCUUCAUUGCUCUGCUCCUGGGAGACCUAAAGACUGCAGAGGCCAAGGGCUAUAAGGACUUUCUAGAGUUAGCUGGAAUCCAUCAACUGAAGCCAGGGUCCAUCCUUCAGAACCACGAAGGCCAGACAGUAAUCGGGUGCAGCGCCAAAGUAUCCAGAGACAUAAACGACUUCAUUAUACAGGCAGUACAAAAACCAGGGGCGAGUGCCGCCAUCAAAGUAACUAAUGCAGCCAAGUCAGGUGCCGAUUUACGCGAAAACCUUACCGCGUCUUUCGAGGCACUAAGGGAUAAACUGAGAGAACGUGGUAUAGACCUGGCCAGAGAUGUGAAGCAGGAGCAAAGGUCUAACCGGGGAGAACAUGUUUUCAACAACGCCCUGCUGGGGCUAUAUGGGUCCAUAAUCGAUGAGUUCAUUAAAAGUCACGUCACAGGCGAUGACAGAGUGACGCUGGUUGGCCGUAUUCCGAACAGCCGAGUUAGUGAUGCCUUUCAAGGGCACGCCCCAGACGGUGAUCACAUCAACCUGACCGCUGCUCAGAGACGAAACAUUAGCACCUGGGUGGUACACAUUCCUUACGAUGUGGCAUAUGUGCCAAUCAACAAUAUCCUGUUUGCAUACAUGACAAAAACCAUCAGGGACAGUGCUGUUGACUACAUGAAUUUGUUUCGUCUGAAGAAAAAUAAUGUGUAUACCCAACACGUGUUGGAUAUUCUCCGUUGGAAGAUAGAAUGGAUAAAUACGCAUCGCGUUUAUCUGGACCCACUGGCGGCUGAAAGAUGGUUUUCUGAAAACCCAAAUCUUAUUCCUCAGUUUCACACAACUGAAACUGGAGUACAACUAAUGUUGAGGCACCUGGAUCCCCAGAGGUCAAGCCCGUUACGUGACUUUGUGAAUGACCUGACAAAUGCAGGUGCAACUUUUCGUUAAUGGAUGUUAGGAGUCCGCCAUCAAUUGCAGUUGCAAGUGGACCAGUUCAGAAUAGAAGCCUCCUUUCUGCCUUAGUGUUAGAAUUUUGAAAUGCUUCAUGUCAGAACAGCUAAUUAUGUUGUUACAAAAUGAGUUUCUUUCAUAAGUGAUUUUUAUCAUCAAUAUAAAUUCAAGUUGUUUAUUUCAAACUCUUGAAGCUCAGUAGAUAUGUUGCUUUGCUUUCAACUUUCGGUUGUGGGAAUACGUUUACUCUGGGUACAUUGGCAUUGGCUGAAUAAUAAUAAUAAUAAUAAUAAUAAUAAUAAUAAUAAUAAUUCUGGAAAUUACCAAAAAUCAGUUCAGGAAGUUUUAUUUCCAAAUUAGUUAUUUAAAUGUAUAUUAGAGAAAAUUUGUAACCACCGCAUAUGUUUCUAAUUGUAUGCUCUCUAAUAAAUCAACUUCUGUGUGAUCUAGUAAUUCUUUAAAGUGUAACCAUGCUUUCAUUUGUCAGUAUAUGUUUUUCUACAAGAUGUCAGAAUGUGUUGCAGCUACUGCUGGACAAAAUGAUGUAAUUGUUUGGGUGUUGGUGAUGUUUUGAAGAGCUUGGUAAAAUAAAUUGUUUGCAAACGA
Molecule: messenger RNA, 2444 nt
Organism: Anguilla anguilla (European eel)
Lineage: Eukaryota; Metazoa; Chordata; Actinopteri; Anguilliformes; Anguillidae
Exons: 3
Coding region: 771-1835 (354 amino acids)
Source: RefSeq, a predicted model, not a curated record